UGCGCUUCACAGUUUGACUCGCACUUUCAUGCGAGCAGAUGUCAUUGAGAAAUUGCUCACAAACAGUCGACUCGAAAAAGGAUAUCGUUUACUUAUUAGGGCUCUACUGACAAUACAGCUGCUGUAUUAAGCAGGGGAGAUGGAGGUGUCCGAAGGGUGUCUUCAAUGACAGAUUAGCCCUGUUGGCCUGUGGUUUGGUGAGAAGCUGAGUGGACAGGAAGAUGGAGCAGGCUCAUAGUUUACUCUUGAACGAGGAGGCCUGCAGUCAGCUAAGGGAGCCCCAGAGGGCUGAAUUCGUCUUCGAGUGGCUGCGUUUCCUUAAGAAACUGCUGCCCGUCACAGACAGGGCUGAUGUGAAACAGAAACAGAAGCGCCUGGUGGAGCAGCUGACAACGGUACUAACAAGUUCUCCGGGCCCUCCGACGCGUUGGCUGCUGGCACAUUGUCUGGCGCUGGUGCACCGAGUGGGCGACUCACUCACGUCCAGCCUCACCGUGGACCGCUGCAAUGACAUCAUUCGCAGCAAAGAUGACUCUCCUAGCUUCUUGCCUACACGACUGGCAGCCGUGGCCUGUUUGGGUGUGUUAUAUGAGCAACUGGGGCGACUCCUCAUCAACUCAUUUAAAGAGACGGUGACAAACCUUCUGAAAGCCGUGAAGAGUGCGGAGUCUCAGGGCCGUUGUGAGAUCAUGUUGUGUAUUGAGAAGAUCCUGAAGGGUUUAGGCAUAAGUGCCGUGUCCUGUCACAGAGACAUCUAUAAAGCCGCCCGCACCUGCCUCACUGAUCGCUCGAUGGCAGUGCGAUGUGCUGCUGCAAAGUGUCUCCUUGAGCUCCAGAGAGAGGCCGUCUUCCUUUGGUCCACAGAACUGGAGAACGUGGCCACUCUUUGUUUCCGAGCCUUCGAGGGCUCGAACUACGAUGUCAGAGUUGCCGUCUCAAAACUGCUUGGCACUUUGCUGGCGUCGGCACUGGAGCCCAGACAGGCCAUAGCUCCGAGGCCGGGCUCCAAGCGUAACUCCCUGGAGGAGGUGAUGGAGCUGCUGAGUACUGGUUUCCUGCGGGGAGGAGCCGGCUUCCUGCGGGCCGGCGGAGACAUGCUGAAACGCACCAGCUCUGUCAGCAGGGCCGUGCGCGUUGGCAUCACACAGACGUGUGUGGUGUUUGUGUCCAUUCUGGGUGGCACGUGGCUGGAGACGCACUUCUCCUCUUUUCUCGCUCUUCUCAUGGAGUGGGUGUCACACUCUCGCGCAACUCAGUGCCCGGCUGACGCUGUCUCCAGCCGCCGCUGCGUCUCCUUCAUACUGCGGGCCACCCUCGGCACUUUAUUGGGGGAGAAGGCCCAGAUCGCAGCCGCCAAGGAGAUCUGCCAAACCAUCAGCAAACAAAAGAGGAUUGUGGAUGCGGCUCUGCACGAGGGCAACACGGAGACACGUGUGAGCCCUGUGGAUGUAGCGGCUAGUCAGCAUGUGCUGGUGUGUGCCCUGCUGGAGCUGGGCAGUCUUCUGCAGGACCUGAGCUCGACUGCCGCUCCACUGCUGCAGGACACCAGCAUAGGAAUGAUAGACACGGUCAUCUCUGUUCUUCUACACCCCAACGCGUCUGCCCGUCUGGCUGCCGCCUGGUGCCUGCGGUGUGUUGCCGUGGCGAUGCCUGCUCAGGUGGCAGUGUUGCUAGACCGCUGUGCAGAGAGGCUAAAUGCCAUGAAGUCGUGCCCUGAGGCCGUGGCCGGGUACAGUGCUGCCAUUGCAGCUCUGCUGGGAGCCUCGCAGCUCUGUUCGCUUGGAAUACCACACUCUAAGAGCAAGGUGGUGAUGACCCUGGCUGAAGAUCUCCUGCGCUCGGCAGCCCAGAAUAGCAGAAUCUCCAUCCAGCGAACUCAGGCUGGCUGCCUGCUGCUUAGUGCCCUGUCCACACUUGGGCCCACUGUAGUGGAGCAUCACCUACCUCGGAUGCUGUUGCUAUGGAAAUGUGCCUUCCCGCUGUCAGUGAGGGAUGUGGAGAGCGAGCUGCGGCGUGGAGACUUUUUCACCUGGCAGGUGACCCUGGAGGGCCGAUCAGGAGCACUGUGUGCAAUGAAGAGUUUUGUGGUGCACUGCAAAGAUCUUCUUACUGAUGAUGUCAUCAGUCGACUGCUUCCACUCGUGUCUUGUGCAGUGGCUCUGCUUAAUCAGCUCCCGUCUCUCGCCAAAUCCUACGGAAACCAGAUCAAAAGUGCUGCCAAUGUGUUCAGAUUAAGAGUUUAUGAGAUCCUUACAUUGCUACAACCUCAAACAUAUGAAGAGUGCUUUGGCACUGUGUUAAAGCAGCUGCUGAGCGAUCUGACCGGGCCAGAAAACACAGCAUGUUCUGAGUUAAACCUGCUGCCCCCAUUGUGCUACAGCCAAGACCUGGCACUGUUGGACCUGGGACUGCAGGAUAUAGACCAGCACUACAUAGAGGAGCAGGUUCAAGGAGGUGGGUCAGGAGGUGGGACGUUAGAGUAUGACCCUUUCACCAUCUUUCAGAAGGCUAAAGAUGUCCCUGCCCCCCUCCCUACAGCCUCGGCUCUUACUGUUGCAGCUGUCCAGCUGUUUGGGGUGAUUUUCCCCCACCUGGGCAUCCAGCGGAGGGCUCAGAUUAUGGAGCAGUUCUGUGAGUUUGUGAGACAGCUUAAAGGAGUCAGACAGCAGACAGUUCAGAUCCAUGUCACUGCUGCUUUCUGCUGCACAUUGAAGUGUUUAGCUUCAAGUCGGAUGGAACUGGGUCCAGAAGAGGUACAAAGACCCGCCCUGUCUCUCCUGGUGGGGGCGCUAGAGGGCUCAAACCCACUGUUGCGCUGCAUGGCUGCAGAGGGGUUAGCUAGAUUGGUGAAGGUUCUUAAUGACCCCAGCUUCACGGUUUCUCUCACGUUCAUGAGUUUUGACAAACUGAAGACGGCAAGGGACGCCAUCACACGCACAGGUCACACUUUGGCACUCUGUACUGUGUACCGUUACAUGGGCGGCAUUAAUUCAUCCCAGUAUCUCAGUGCCUGUGUUGGGGUCCUUUUCACCCUGUCCCAAGACAGCACCUCACCUGAAGUCCAGAUGUGGGCUCUCCACGCUCUAUCCAUGGUGGUGGAUCUAGCGGGACCUCUGUAUCACAGUCAUCUGGAGGCCAGCUUUACUCUUGUGCUAAGAUUACUCCUCUCAACUCCACACACACAUGUGGAGGUGCAGCAAAGCCUGGGGCGCUGCCUUAAUGCACUCAUCACCUCCAUGGGUCCUGAUCUGCAAGGUGAUGGUGCAGGUGUAUCCUCAGUGAGGACCUCAUGCUUGGUGGGUUGUGCUGUGAUGCAGGACAGUCCAGACUGUCUGGUUCAAGCCCAGGCCAUCGCCUGCCUCCAGCAGCUGCACAUGUUUGCUCCACGCUUCGUCAACCUGGCCAACCUCGUGCCCAGCCUCUGUGAGAUCUUAUUGGAUCAUUCGGUGUUGAUAAACCUGUGCAGCUCGUACCUGUCCCUGCGGCGGGCGGUGGUGGCCUGCCUGAGGCAGCUGGCUCAGAGGGAGGCUGUGGAGGUAUCUGAGCACGCUGUAGCAUUGGUUAAAGAGCUGCCUCGCAGAGACAACACACAGCUGGAUGUCACUAUUAAGGAGGUGGGUUUGGAUGGAGCUCUGUUCAGUUUGCUGGACCGAGAGUCCGACCCGCAGUUGUGCCGAGACAUUCAGGAGACGCUCGUCCACACGAUGAGCUCGGCUGCCGAGGGCAAGCUAGCCCACUGGCUUAAACUUUGCAAAGACGUGCUGUCAGCUUCUGCAGACUCAACUGCAGCCGCUUCUGUUGAGACGCAGCAGGAGGAGGAUGGAGAUCGAUAUGAUGACUCCUCUGCAUUCCACGCUAAGCCUGAAUCUAGUGGCCCCUUCAACAACCUACGCUGGUCCACUCGUGUGUUUUCCAUGGAGUGUGUGUGUCGUAUAAUCGCGCAGUGUGAGCACGGAGACCCGGCUCACUUUAACAUGGCGCUGGCUCAGGAACAGCGUUUACAUGAGUCUGCAGAUUUCCUUGUUCUUCACCUGGCGGACCUCAUACGUAUGGCUUUCAUGGCAGCUACAGACCACAGCGAUCAGCUCCGACUGGCCGGUUUACAAACACUGUUGGUCAUUAUCCGUAAAUUCUCCACCGUGCCAGAGCCGGAGUUCCCUGGGCAUGUCAUUUUGGAACAGUAUCAAGCCAAUGUUGGAGCUGCGCUCAGACCUGCUUUCAGUGUGGACGCCCCUCCAGAUGUCACUGCCAAAGCCUGCCAGGUUUGCAGUGCUUGGAUUGCCAGCGGGGUCAUCAGUGACCUGCGUGACCUGAGGAGGGUGCAUCAGCUUCUGGCCUCUUCUCUAACCAAGGUUCAGAUGGGGAAGGACGUUCCCAGUCAUCUUUACAACGAAAGCUCAUUCACCAUGGAGUCGCUUGCUGUUCUCAAAGCCUGGGCGGAGGUGUACAUCACAGCGGUACAGAGCUCCGGGCAGAAGGAGAGCCCAGGCACCCAUCCACAACAGCAAAGCGAGGAGGCCGGGGCUGCGGGUCCAACAGGAGCUGGUCUGCUCAAACUGGUCCAGGCAGAUCUGGCAACCCUGAGUCGCCUGUGGCUGGCUGCCCUACAGGACCUCGCCCUGCUCACCCUGCCCCCACAAUACUCCAAUCAACUUCCUUCCACAGGUGGAUCGUUUUAUACCGCAGAGACAGUGGAACAGGCCCGUCCACAUUACAGCAGCGCCUGGGCCACCAUUCUCCACGCUACAGCUCUAUGGCUCAACAGCACCGGAUUCAUCAUGGUGGACGAGGGGCCCGCCAACCUCUCCCGGCCGGUCACCCCAACCUCUAUGGGCCAGUCCACCUCAUUGAGCAGUGUCAAAUCUCCAGAGGACAUCAACACUGAUCGCCUCCACCUUAUCCUGGGAAUCAGUGUGGAGUUUUUGUGUUCGCCUCACUCUGGAGACCAAAUGGAAGACAUCAAUUCAUGUCUUCAGGCUCUGCAGGCCUUAUUGGAGGUUCCUUGGCCUCGUUCGAAAGUGGGCAAUGAUCAGGCUUUGAGCGUGGAGCUGCUCAGCGUACUGCACAGGCUCUUAGUCACUCGGGAAUCUCCCAGCAUUCAGCUGGCAGUGCUGGAACUGGUGCGCCAAGUUGUUUGCGCCGCUCAGGAGCACGUCAAAGAGAAACGCCACAGCGCAGAGGUGGAUGAUGGUGCUGCAGAGAAGGAAACCGUUCCUGAGUUUGGUGAGGGACGGGACACUGGCGGUCUGGUGCCGGGCAAGUCUCUCGUGUUUGGAGCUCUGGAGCUGUGUUUUUGCACUCUGGUCCGGAAGCUUCCGCAGCUCAGUCCCAAGUUGGCUGGGACUGCCACGGGGUGGGGGGGACAGACCUGUUCCCUCAGCAACACCGACUGUAGACUCGUCACAUCUGCUUUGGCUAUUCUCUCAGAACUGCCUUCCAUCUGUUCACCAGAGGGCAGUGUGUCAGUGCUGCCCACAGUACUCUAUCUGCUGCUUGGAGUGACAAGAGAGGUGGUGAAGGUUUCUGUCGGAGCCGAGAGUGGACAGCUGGUGCCAGGCGUCCUGCAGGCUUUGCGCACAGUUCUCACCUCUCCCAUGAGCAGAGCUGAAAAGAGUCGUGGGGCUUGGACUGAUCUGCUACGCUGUGCGCUCCAUACACUCUUGGAGUUUUGGAGUGAAGAUGAAAUGGAGCCUGGUGUGGAUGAGGUUACCAUGUUGACAGCCCUCACCAUCUUCGAGCUGUACGCUAGUGCAGAUGUUACGACUGCAGAGCCACUGCAGACACGCUGUAUCCAGAUUUUCAGAGCCAGUCUGGAGUCUAAGGACCCUGUGGUGCUGAGCAGAAGUUAUCAGUUGCUGGCGUCUUUAUUUCAAGACCCUUCGGCAGUUGCCAGGCCAUUUAUUUUGGCUCUGGGCAGUCGUCUGCUGUCACAGCUGGAGGGAGUUGAAAAGAGUCGUCCUCAAAGCCCAGCAGAGCUACAAGCAGUGCAGGACGGAAUUCGAGCCCUGGAAGCACUUGUGUUUGCCGCCGAUGAAACCCACCGUCCUCAGCUGGUAGCUGUGCUUCUGCCCCUCCUCAUAUCUCUGCUGCUAGAUGAGAAUGCUUUGGCCUCAGCUCCUGCAGCUUCUCGCUUGCUGCACGAAUCCGCCUUGAGAGACCUCAUGCGUAUCGGACCCCAGCACUCGGCUGUCUUCAAAUCGCUGAUGGCCUCCGCUCCGCACAUGAAGGCCAGGCUUGAGGCGGCUGUCAAGGGGAACCAGGAAAGCAUAAACACUAAGACACCAGCGCAUCAAGUCAUUCACAAAAACACGCCUAGCAUUCAACUGAAGAUCAAUUUCCUGUGAAUCCAGCAUCUGUUGUUUCUCACAUGGAAUGUGCAUGCACACCAGUAUUAUGAUUAAUGUCAAGGUGUUGUUUUAAAGGUUUUAUAGUUAAAUCAGUUCAUUAAUUUUGUUGUUUAUUCAUUGUAAUGUUAGUUUAAACUGUAUUAACCUCUGUGAGGAACUUAAUACAUAUUUACUUCAAGAAGGUCAGAGGAAACAUGUUUUAAUGCUACGUGUCUCAUGGAAUUUUUUUAUUGUUUCUAUAAUUAUUAACAUUUUAGUUUGUUGGUUAUCUAUUUGAAACUACUGUACUUUAGAGGAAAUUCAUCAAACCUAGUUAUAGCAUGCAUUUUUCUGAGAUGUGUCAUUUUGUCUUUAUAAACAAAUGCAGUAAUCUGAUAAUUUCUUGCUGACAUGCUGCACUUUGCAACUAAACUCAGUGCAAGACCUGUUGAAUCACUGGGAAUUUAGUGAUCUUAUGACUAAACAGUUUUUUAACAUAUAUUUUUUAAUGUUAUACAUUAUGAUUAGGCAGGUAUGUUUAUUGUGAAUGUAUUUAUGAUGAUGUAAAAAGCAUUUCCAACAGGUACUACAUCAGGUCAAUACACUACUACUGCAACUUCAGUACAUUUCAAAAUAAUGCUUACAUGUAUGCCCGGUUUCACAGACGAGGCUUAAGACUAAUCCCAGACUGAAAUGAAAGUUUGAGCAGUCUUAACUGAAAAUAAAUUGCCCUGACAUAUCUUAAAAUAUGUCGUUGCCAUUGUUUUGGCUUUACCAAAGCCUUGUCUGUGAAACCAGGCCUUAGUGUUGUCAUUAUGCAUUUAAUGUUUUGUUUUGUCAUUUUUGCACUAAAAGUGAUCUAAGCAGAACAGAUGUUCCCUAAAGUGUAUUGGGCAUAUGGAACGCAAAAAGCAGUGAAAUAAUUACUGCUAUAACAGCACUAUGAGAAAUGCACAAUGCUCAAAGAUUACAUUAAUCCAUUCAUUUCACUAGAACCUAAAGACUUCUGUUGCUGCUUUCUGAUGCAUUCGGUGAUGAUUGGUUGCAUUUACAACUGUACCGUUAUUUUGUAUGUUGUAAAUUGUACAGAUUAAAAUUUAGGGCAAAAUUAAUGUUUAUUUUCUGAUCAUACUGAAACAAUAAGGUCUAGUUUUGCGUCAUGA
Triplophysa rosa is the source of this 7489-nucleotide messenger RNA. RefSeq names its product HEAT repeat containing 5a (gene heatr5a). Lineage: Eukaryota; Metazoa; Chordata; Actinopteri; Cypriniformes; Nemacheilidae. Bases 222 to 6344 code for a protein of 2040 amino acids. The record is from RefSeq and is a predicted model, not a curated record. Gene Ontology annotation, biological process: retrograde transport, endosome to Golgi; endocytosis; intracellular protein localization. Gene Ontology annotation, cellular component: Golgi apparatus; endocytic vesicle; membrane. The transcript is spliced from 37 exons.